ACCGAGGCCGACCGACGACAACUUUGAAACCUCUGCAAAUGCGCAGCAUUUGUCCAUUCCAUUAACUGUUUAUUUUGUAGUUAUUCAAGGGGGUGAAAAGAUCAUUUUGGUUGUAUCUACAGCAAAACCUCAAAUCGAACUAAAAUUCAAUAUCUCAAACUGAGAUAGUUCUUCUUACCAGGCAGUUUUUGUGUAAGAGCAUGCCAGCCUUCCCAGUUAACAUGGAUAUUUGACUACUAAAGCCGUCAAUGGCAGUGAACGUGUUAACUUAGUUCAAACAUUUUUUUUCUUUAAAAAUCUUAAUAGGGUAUUAUUGAGAUUUUAUUACUGAGCAAAUUUAGUUGAAAAUGAUACUCUAAUUCCAUAGGUGUAGGUAGUGUAAAUACACUAGUUUUAAGACACUUUAGACAAUAUCAUCAUUACUGUAGACAAUACAGCUACUUCUUUCAUGAGUGGAUAAAAAUAAAAAAACAUCUUAUUCCAGAUACCGUAUUUCCCCCAAUAUUGGACAAAUCAGGAAGUAGUGGUAUAGUUAAGUAUUACAUUAACUAGUGAUCUGCUGAGCUGAGCCCAUUUGAUCCCUGUUGCUAACCAAAACAGCAGCACCUGCAUAAACAGAUACGUCCCGCAGAUGAAUUUAAGGGGAAACUUACUACAAAAAAUAAAAGUAAAUAAGAUCCCUGUGAGGUAUGAAUCAUUUUUAAUAAUUAAGAGCCACUAGUUGCAUGACACGGUAUCUGCCAAGCGUAGUAAAUAAUAUUCAGCAAAAGUAACAUUCAAAUAUACUUUUUGCACAGCAAAGCCCACCCAUAAACAACCAACUUGCGUAACAUCCGGUUGUAUAAUAAAACAGUACGAUGUUCUAUGGAUGUUCCUCAGAUGAGAUUUGAAAAAAAUAAAUACAAUAAACAAUGCCGUCAAACAUUGUGGUGGAUGAAAUGUUUCGGAUUAAGGGAACCCGUCUGCCUUGGUUUUGGAGGAGCAUCAGGAUAAAGAGAUUGCCCGGGCAAAAAUGGAGAAGCCGGCCAGUUGAUAAGAGUGAUUUUAUGUCCUCUAAAAGUCAUCUGUCGUGAUGCUUUCUCUUGUCGUAAUAGGCUUUUUGGAGGGUAUUAAGAUUUGUUUGCUCCUCUCAGAAAUGGGAAAGAAAGCCUUCACAGAAAUGUGGAGAACAAGAUUAAUGUAUUGAUUUUUUUUAAACGGUAAACCUGUGUUUCCCAACCUUUUUUGAGACAAGGCACAUAUUUUAGUCUCACGGCACAGCACCAGACAUAAAUGUCUCAAAAAAGUAAAAAAACAAUGAGCUGACUAAACAGUUUAAUAGGCGUAAAUGAAUCAGUGUGCGUAAUUUACUUUUGUGGCUGACCGUUCUUUCUCCACCGAAGCAUUACAAAUGUGAUUUACUCAAAUGUAUCUAACUAUAUUCCUUUAUUGUCUAAAAAAAAUAAAAAAAACAUCCAGACUUUCAAUCUUGAGGUGACAAAAUGCCACACGGCUCCGUAGAGUGGGGGAAGAGGUGGAGUUUUACAACACUUCUCAGACAGGUCAAAGCGUUCAAGACAGCGUUGGGAUUCUGACGCUAUUUUCAACACUUUCAAUUGGUUUGUAAUGCGUACAAAUAACAGACGACAUGAGGACAGAUUAAUAGUAUUGUGGAAAAAAAUGUGAAAUUGCCCAUAUUUGGACAUAGGAGGUUUCCGCCAGACGUCAACGAGAGUCUUGACAUUAAGAAUUGGGAUUUUUAACAUUGAGUGACUGAGACACAGAUCCAAGCGUCAUCAUCUGCGAUGGCGUGUCAAAAACCGAACGGGCAUGCAGGACCAGAUGGGCCCGGUGACCUCGCGGCACCGACGAAUCCAAACGAAGCAGUAAUCAAAUACUUUUGUUCAUGUACUUAAGUAGAUUUUUCACGUAUCUGUACUUGGAUUUGAGUAUCCGCUGUAUUUUUUCAGGUGACUUUUUACUUUUGCUCCCUACAUCCAUCCCAGAAUCUUUUCUGCAAGUUUCUGCACUUUUACUGAAGUACAAAGUAGUUUUGCCAUCUCGGCCUUUUACGUGACAAACAGCGCAUGACGUAACACCAGACCUUUUUCCCUGAUCCCUCCCUGAUCCGUCCGACAUCCAGCAUCGACCUUUAUCGCGCUAAUCCCCGAUAAUCUCUCAGAUUGGGCCUCAAUGCUAAUGCGGCCACUCGAAGCGGGACCUGCGGUUUAGCAUUGAACAUUGCCGACCUUCCGCUGUGUUUUUGUUUAUGUGCGCGGCUCGCAUGUGUUCAUUGCAGAGGACGUGAUAAUCCGGAUUUCUCAGAAGUAGUGCGUCGUUCGGCUGCUGGAACAGCUGCCACACACACACACACACACACACACAGAGUUGUCCUCUGAUCUUUUCCUGCUCAUUUGAAAAAAAAAAUAAUACUUUUUUUAAUGCUUUACUUACAAAAUGGUGUUACACAAUGCAGCAAAAUUCAGCUAUGUAAUAGCUGCUACUCAUCAUGGGUCUCUGACCAGGGAUGCUUCGGUCUCGAGAUGAAUGGAUUGAUGCAAGGUUAGAUGGAAUCAUCAUGGCUCGAUUGAUGAAAGAUGUUUGGAUGGAUAAAUGAUCAAAUAUCCCUGAGUCCAGACAAUAGACGGAUUGAUGGAUUCAUUUGGAUUUUUUUCACAAACGCACCUUUUUUAAAUGGUGAUGACCAACACAGACGUGUUUAUGGCUAUAUAUAUAUAUAUAGUAGACAGUACAGUAUUUCAAUCCAUAAUGUCGCUCAUUUCAACAAUCACGCGUCACAGCGCAAUAACGGACGGCCCAAUCGAAUUGCGAGCGUGCGGUGGCGUCACCGGAAACCGGAAGAGCGCUGCUCCCCACUUUUCAUGUCUCACUUGAUAUCGACUGGAUGUAAGAACCUUCCGAAGACAUUUCUAUCGCAAAUAUACAGACGUGUUUGGACCAGGUCCAUUCCUCAAACCGCAGCCCCUCGUUUCUGCUCCAUCCUCCCCCGCUGUGGUUCCGCUCUCCGCCCCGGCCCGAUGGAGCUCAAGGACGUCCUAAAUGUUUUGGAGGAUCUCGCUCCCCUCUCGCUGGCCGAGCCGUGGGACAACGUGGGCCUGCUGCUGGAACCCAGCGAGCCGCGGCCCGUCAAAACCGUCUUGCUGACCAACGACCUCACGCGGGCCGUCAUGGAGGAAGCGCGGGCCGAAGACUGCGAUCUCAUCAUCUCCUAUCAUCCUCCUCUCUUUCGACCGUUCAAACGUCUGGUCCAGAAGGACUGGAAGCAGCGAUUGGCUAUCCGAGCGUUGGAGGCCGGCAUCGCGGUCUUCUCGCCUCACACGUCCUGGGACAGCGUUCGUGGAGGAGUUAACGACUGGCUUGUCGGAGGACUUGGUGCCGGUCAGGUGUCUGUGUUGAAUCAGGCCUAUGUCCACUUCCCUUACAGUCACGUAGUGCAAUUCCAAUGCAAUGAUAACCUGUUAGACGUUCUCCUGGAGGAACUGAAGGCUUUGGAUGGAGUCAUAGUACAAGAUCCGCUCAGAUGUGAUGCCUCCGAGACUCAAGUCAGCCUGUACUGCAGUGAUGCAGCGCUGGCUCCUGUUGUGGAUAAAGUGACGCGAUACAUAAUUGGUGCCGACAGGUCCGUCCGCAUCCUUAAAGCAGAAAGGCCCCCUUGGCGGGGCCACGGUCAGGGGCGACUCAGUGUUUUGGACCAGCCGGUAUCCGUGGCGACAGCUGUGAAGAAAAUGAAGUCCCACUUGGGUUUGAGCUACCUCCGUUUGGCCCUCGGACAGGGACACACGCAAGAAUCCUUUGUGCACUCCGUGGCUGUAUGUGCGGGAUCAGGAGCCUCGGUGCUGAACGGCGUCCAAGCAGACCUUUACGUCACCGGUGAGAUGUCCCACCAUGAGGUGCUGGAUGCGGUUGCUAAGGGAACGAGCGUCAUCCUCAGUGAUCACAGCAACAGCGAGCGCGGCUAUCUGUCCGUGUUCCGGGAUAAACUAACUGAAAAGGUUCCCGCCGAUGUCGUCGUGAUGGUGUCCAAGGCUGACAGGGACCCCUUGGAGGUUGUCUGAAGAAUACGGUUACUGUGGACCCCCCGCAAUUUGUGGGGGAAAGAGACCCAAACCUCCCGUGAAUAGCGACAUUUCUACAAUAAUUUACACCCACCCUCAAAUGGCUUUGUAAUUGCCGAUGGAUCGUACAAGAUGGCACCAAAGUACUACUGAUGUCCAAAUGAAGCUCUUCAAUUCACUUCAACGUAGUUCCUUGGCACCAAGAUAGCACCAGAUUGUUGUUGUUAUUGCUUUGGCCUGAGCACAAAAAGAGGAAAUGGGUGACUUUUUCAGCAAAUAAAAAAAAGGAUGUUGAUUCAUCCCCCAAAAAUCUGUCAGUAGGUCAAUUCAAAAGUCCUGUGUAAUAGAAAAGUAGUGCUUUGGUGUCAAGGAACUAUGUUGAGGUGAGGGGAGGAGCUUCUUUUAAACAGGCAUAAGCCCAGUCCAAUAGAAAAGUAGCGCUUUGGUGCUAUCUUAAAGGCAAUUAUCAACCUUCUUGGGGGGGGGGGGGGGGGGGGUGCGUCAAAUACUCGCACAGGCCAAACCCUUGUCUAAUAAAAAAAGUUGUGGUUUGGCGCCAUCUAUAUUAGGGCUUUGGGUUAUAGGGAUCCAUGCAUAUUUGCAGGUGGAAUACUGGAAUUAAAUUUAUGGCACAAAACAAUAAUUUAUGCGUGUGUAAAUUUUAUCCUUCAAAUCAUGAAACCGCUUUCUUUAUCACUACAGAGCCGCCUGUUUUCCCCCCUUCCUCUGACCUUGUUUUAGUCAUUUGGGAUGACACGUGAAAAGUCACAGAUAGCGGUGGGAGCGUGCCGUCAAAAUGUGUUUCAUCGCUCUCCAGUGAGUGCAGGGGUUUUAUUUUUGGAACUUUUAAUCCUGAUAAUCACUCACAUCAUGUUCGCCUCUAUCCGUCAUGGAGGGAUGUCUUUUCCAACCGGAGUGAGAAUCAUGCAAAUGUUUCAUUAUUAUUAUUUUUUGAAAGCAAUCCUCAUCAGAUUGAACGAAAACCUUGCAGAACACUUUAAACAAAGAAAGUGGAUCAGACCAGCGCUAAAUACAGCGGUUCUGAAAUUUGAUACCUAACCUAAAAGAAAUAUUAGUUACAAAAUGCGUACAGUAAUUGAUAUGAAAAGGGAUAUGAUUAUACAGUAAUUAUUUCUAUAUCUACUCUGAAAACACACACAAGUAAGGCACUUUUAUUUUUUGUAGUUAUCAUUACUAAUUUAGAAUUUUGGCAGUUAACGAAGUGAUGACAACAGACAAGUGCUGCCACAAUACAGCGAGUAUUUGUUGAACCGCUGCCACCUGCUGUUGACAACAGAGCAGGACGCUCAAGGAACAUUUCGGUCCUGCAAGCGCUUAACUGGCAGAUGAAUCACGCAAGCAGGAGGCACUGCUGUAUAUGUUGUUUCCUCCGUUGCCACUGUUAUCCCGAGAGACAUGACAUAACAUGUGAGAAGUGAGGCCAAGGCCCAAAAUAACUGAUGGAAAAUUAUUAUACAAAAACAUGUACCCGAUGCGUUUCUGUAUGGCUGUAACUAUGCACCGGUGUCGUGUCUGGAGCUAAAUGAGUAAUCUGUGGUAAAAGUGGAUCCAAAACAGUUGUGGCAAGUCAUGAAGUACAAAUGCUUUGUCACUGUCAUCAUCGUUCUUUCUGUUUCAGUGUGAGGAUAAGAAAACAGACCAUGUUCGUCUCUCACGCUGAUAAUUGUAUUUUCACUGUUGUGAGACAACGCAAGUCCUAAUUGGUUGCAUAAUGCAGAUGAUAACAGCCUGUUCAUGUGUGCAUACUGACGUGACCUCACCUGGGGAGAAAGAAACUUCUUAGACCAGUUGAACAGUCUCCUUGCAUGCAAGAGUCUAUUCAACUGUACAGCAUCUGUCAUUAUUCUCACGUACAUGUCUGUCUGCACUUCUGCUUUUAGCAGUCUUUUACACAAGUAUCUGUACUUCUACUUAAGUAAAGUGUGAGCACUUUAUCACCA
Phyllopteryx taeniolatus (common seadragon) is the source of this 6016-nucleotide messenger RNA. RefSeq names its product NIF3 NGG1 interacting factor 3-like 1 (S. cerevisiae) (gene nif3l1). Gene Ontology annotation, cellular component: cytoplasm; mitochondrion. Bases 2577 to 4055 code for a protein of 492 amino acids. NCBI's taxonomy places the organism in Eukaryota, Metazoa, Chordata, Actinopteri, Syngnathiformes, Syngnathidae. The record is from RefSeq and is a predicted model, not a curated record. The transcript has 7 exons.